Camarhynchus parvulus is the source of this 4302-nucleotide messenger RNA. Its product is annotated as protein argonaute-3. Bases 175 to 2757 code for a protein of 860 amino acids. Gene Ontology annotation, molecular function: protein binding; RNA binding. The transcript is spliced from 19 exons. Lineage: Eukaryota; Metazoa; Chordata; Aves; Passeriformes; Thraupidae. Gene Ontology annotation, biological process: regulatory ncRNA-mediated gene silencing; regulation of stem cell proliferation. The record is from RefSeq and is a predicted model, not a curated record.
GUGAGGGGCCGGGAGCGCCGCGAGCGGCACCGGGAGCGGCACCGGGAGCUCCGGGAGCGGCACCGGCAGCAGCGCCGGGAGCGGCCCAGCCGGGAGGGCGGCGGAGGAACCGCCGCCUAGCGCAGCCCCGCGCCGGCCGCCGCAGCCCCGAGCGGCUGCGCCCCAGCUCCAUGAAUGGAAAUCGGCAGCGCAGGACCCGUGGGGGCACAGCCCCUGCUCAUGGUGCCCAGACGUCCCGGCUAUGGCACCAUGGGCAAGCCCAUUAAACUGCUGGCCAACUGCUUCCAAGUUGAAAUCCCAAAGAUUGAUGUCUACCUCUAUGAGGUGGAUAUCAAACCAGAUAAGUGUCCUCGGAGGGUGAACAGGGACGUGGUGGACUCUAUGGUGCAGCAUUUUAAAGUGACAAUAUUUGGGGACCGUAGACCAGUUUAUGAUGGGAAAAGAAGCCUCUAUACAGCCAAUCCACUUCCUGUGGCCACUACUGGGGUGGAUUUGGAUGUGACACUACCCGGAGAAGGUGGAAAAGAUCGUCCCUUCAAAGUGUCAAUAAAGUUUGUUUCUCGGGUGAGCUGGCACUUGCUGCAUGAAGUUUUGACAGGAAGAACCUUGCCUGAGCCUCUGGAACUAGACAAACCUAUCAGCACUAACCCUGUUCAUGCUGUCGAUGUGGUGCUACGACACCUCCCCUCCAUGAAGUACACCCCUGUGGGCCGCUCCUUCUUCUCAGCUCCAGAAGGCUAUGACCACCCCCUGGGAGGGGGCAGGGAGGUCUGGUUUGGGUUCCAUCAGUCUGUCCGACCUGCCAUGUGGAAAAUGAUGCUCAACAUCGAUGUUUCUGCCACUGCCUUCUACAAAGCACAACCUGUAAUUCAGUUCAUGUGUGAAGUCCUUGACAUUCAUAAUAUUGAUGAACAACCAAGACCUCUGACUGAUUCUCAUCGGGUAAAAUUCACCAAAGAGAUAAAGGGUCUAAAGGUAGAAGUGACUCACUGUGGGACAAUGAGGAGGAAGUACCGUGUCUGUAACGUAACGAGACGGCCUGCAAGUCAUCAAACCUUUCCUUUACAGCUAGAAAAUGGCCAGACUGUGGAGAGGACAGUAGCACAGUAUUUCAGAGAGAAAUACAACCUCCAGCUGAAAUACCCUCACCUUCCUUGUCUGCAAGUGGGACAGGAACAAAAACACACCUACCUGCCUUUAGAAGUGUGUAACAUCGUGGCUGGCCAGAGGUGCAUCAAGAAGCUGACAGACAAUCAGACAUCAACCAUGAUAAAAGCUACAGCCAGGUCUGCCCCAGACAGGCAGGAGGAGAUCAGCAGAUUGGUGAGAAGUGCAAAUUAUGAUGCAGAUCCAUUUGUCCAAGAGUUCCAGUUCAAAGUGAGGGAUGAGAUGGCCCAUGUGACAGGACGUGUGCUCCCAGCCCCAAUGCUGCAGUACGGAGGACGGAAUCGAACCGUGGCAACACCAAGCCAUGGCGUGUGGGACAUGAGAGGGAAACAGUUCCACACUGGGGUGGAGAUCAAGAUGUGGGCCAUAGCUUGCUUUGCAACACAGAGACAGUGCAGAGAAGAAAUUCUGAAGGGUUUCACAGACCAGCUGCGCAAGAUCUCCAAGGACGCCGGGAUGCCCAUCCAGGGCCAGCCCUGCUUCUGCAAGUACGCCCAGGGUGCAGACAGCGUGGAGCCCAUGUUCCGACACCUCAAGAACACCUAUUCAGGGCUUCAGCUCAUCAUUGUCAUCCUGCCAGGGAAGACACCUGUGUAUGCGGAGGUGAAGCGCGUGGGAGACACGCUGUUGGGAAUGGCCACACAGUGUGUUCAGGUCAAGAACGUCAUUAAAACAUCUCCACAGACCCUCUCAAAUCUGUGCCUGAAGAUUAAUGUUAAACUAGGAGGAAUCAACAACAUCCUUGUACCUCAUCAACGACCUUCUGUGUUCCAGCAGCCAGUGAUCUUUUUGGGAGCUGAUGUCACUCACCCUCCAGCUGGAGAUGGAAAGAAGCCUUCCAUUGCUGCUGUUGUAGGCAGCAUGGACGCUCAUCCCAGCCGGUACUGUGCCACGGUGAGGGUCCAGAGGCCCCGGCAGGAGAUCAUCCAGGACCUGGCCUCCAUGGUCAGGGAGCUGCUCAUCCAGUUCUACAAAUCAACACGGUUCAAACCCACCCGGAUCAUCUUCUACAGGGACGGGGUCUCUGAGGGACAGUUCCGACAGGUUUUGUAUUAUGAACUGCUGGCCAUUAGAGAAGCCUGCAUCAGUUUGGAGAAGGAUUACCAGCCUGGAAUAACCUACAUUGUGGUGCAGAAGCGACAUCAUACGCGGCUGUUCUGUGCUGACAGAACAGAAAGGGUUGGACGAAGUGGCAAUAUUCCAGCUGGGACAACUGUAGAUACAGACAUUACACACCCCUACGAGUUUGAUUUUUACCUCUGUAGCCAUGCUGGAAUACAGGGAACCAGCCGUCCCUCCCACUACCACGUCCUGUGGGAUGACAACUGCUUCACAGCAGACGAGCUGCAGCUGCUGACGUACCAGCUGUGCCACACGUACGUGCGCUGCACCCGCUCCGUCUCCAUCCCCGCGCCCGCCUACUACGCUCACCUGGUGGCAUUCAGAGCACGCUACCACCUCGUGGACAAGGAACACGACAGUGCUGAAGGGAGCCACGUGUCAGGACAGAGCAACGGGCGAGACCCGCAGGCCCUGGCGAAGGCUGUACAGAUUCACCAAGACACCUUACGCACGAUGUACUUCGCUUAAGUCAAUGACCCGGGAGACACUCACGGAGAGGAGAACUGAGAAUUUAAGCCACAUACAAUGUAUGUUUCCAGGGGGUUGGUUUAGGGGCUGUGCCUCCCAUCGUGCUGGAGCUGACGCUGUGCAGGGGCGAGAGGCUCACCCUUAAAUUGACACGAGGAAGAUUGUUUACUUCAUCCAGGAACACAGCACUAUUAUGCAAUAUGAAACCAGCCAACUGCUUUUUUGGGGCGGGCUCCUGUGGGAAGCCACCGCCAUAAUUUUUUUUUAAUUAUUAUUUCUCGUAGUUUAACCCUCUUCUGCCUUUACCUCAAGUUGCUCGGCAGCACAACUAUUGUUGCAAAAAAAAAAAAGAUAGUAAUAAUAAACUAAAAAUCUAUUGUGUAAUUUAAAAUAAAAAAAAAAAACAAACCACCUUUUAGAAACAAUCACAGUGAUUGUUUGGAGAAGGGAAGUGUGCAAAAAAGAAAAUAAGUUUUUAACCCCCAUGCAUUGAGGAAUCUUUCUCUCAGUAUUGCCAUCGAGCGUUCAAAUGUGAACAUAUCCAAGUGCAUUGGAAUGUACAGCACUAGCUAGGUAACAGUGAGGGGGGGAAGAUGUUUUGCACACUAAUCCAAUAAUUUGAACCUAAUUUAGCCAAUGGCUGCCUUUGUGUCUUUUCUCACAGCUUUGGAGUUCUCAGCUCCAAGAGUUCCCUUUCAAAAGCAAUCCAAGAAGCUCGUGGUUCAUGUGCAGGCAGUAGUGACCCAACUCUUCUUGCUCCCUGGGGGAAUUUACUAAAGCUGCUGUUUUACCUAGUCCAAAAGUUUCAAUUUUUUCCUAUCUGGCAAGUCAAAUCUGUUGAAGCCUCACGUGAGAUCUGAUGUCCCAGGUUUUCUGGGAUGACAUAUAGUAACCACCAGAACUGAAACUUUAGAGCUAAGGUCUUUUUGGAAAAAAAAAGAAACCUGCUACUUUACUUGCUGCCUCUCACACCUUAAUGUGAUUCAUAUGUAUGUGUGUUUGAAGUUUAGCUUCCUUUUGUUUCUUUUAUAUUUAUUAGAGUAAUAAUAAUGCUUUAAUUUAAUUAUUACAGAACAUAUGGUCAACAUCAACUUUUAUUUUUUAGAAAUGUAAUCAUGUUUAUUUUUAAAAAAAGAAACUGACAACUUGUUUUGCUAUCUUUUAGUGCAAUAAGCAUUCUAAAGAAAAACUGUGUCCAUUGAGCUGUACUGAAGCAGUGUCCGUACCACGGACCGUGGGAGAAUGGACACCUCCAGGAUUUUAAAAGGACAAAGUAAAAGCCUUAAUUUUGAAAGGAAAGUUUUAUAGUCAGAAGGAAUCUUGAAUUUUCCUUUUUUAAAUCAAAAAAAAAUACAAAAAAUGCUUCUAGACUUCUGCAAGCUUUACUUGUCGCUGCAGUCUUUUGAUUUAACAAAGGAAUUGGCCUUAUUUUUGGCUUUGAAAUGUGGAGCAUAUUUGAAUUAAAUGGAAAGGGUUUUGUAUUAAGAUCUCAGUUUUUACAUGCUUAGUUAAACCUAUUUGACAUCAGUAAAAUGUCUGGAAUUA